This is a messenger RNA of Cylindrotheca closterium, 960 nucleotides long. NCBI's taxonomy places the organism in Eukaryota, Bacillariophyta, Bacillariophyceae, Bacillariales, Bacillariaceae. The record is from the annotation of a GenBank genome assembly.
AUGGUGCCUGAAUACAAAUACCCACUACCGCAAAUAUUGGGAAUCAUGAUUGCAGGCAAGGCUGAUGUCUUUUCCAUACGCGAUUGGCUGUUUCGGCAUCAUCGGUUAUUUGACAAAUUGGUCAUUGUGGAUGGAUCCAAGAGUGAUUACAUUGCCAAUCUUGCCAAAUCUCAUUAUCAUCAGAACGUGGUAGUGCUGAAAGAAGAAACUCUGCAACUUACCACCAUUUCGGAUCAAACGUUAAGAGGACCAGCCAUGACAGUAUUGGGUAAUCCAGUCGGAUCAUGGAUUAUGAUAUGUCAUGCGGAUGAAUUCUGGACGAUCGAUCCGAGACGAUUGGUGAUGGAGAAUGACAAGGAAGAAGACCAAAAUGGGUGGACGAAUGAAACUCAGAAACAUAAUGUUUUGAGGUUCCCAGUCCUAACGGCGAGUCCAUACGAAAGUCGAUAUCAAAUGGAGGUCGAAAAGAUCAAAGCUGAUCCCAAGUAUUGGCAAGAAGGGGAUUUUCACAUCCUGCAUGCCUCCAAUAUGACGCACGGGUACAAGUCGUCAUCCAACUUGGUGCGCGACUAUUUUGAAAAUCGCAUCUUCCGAUGGCAAGAUGGCAUGGCUUGGGGAACGAGGAAUGGUUUAGUGGUGCCCGAACACAUUCCUUUGGGUCAAAAGAUACGAUACUACCGAGAUGCCUUUUUUGUUCAUUUCAAAUUGCACGAUUUUUCGGCCGAUGGCUCAUUCAAGGGCAAAUCAGGAGGAUUCAAGAAUUCCAACCUGAGAACGGGAACUCGAGACGAACGAGCGGAAGGAUGGAUGGGAAGCUUUUUGGACGUAUCGUACCCAGAACAAGUAGCCCAAUUCCCUCCCCGUAACAUGGAAUCAGCUCUUUUGGAGAGAUGUGUGGAGUUUGCAAAUAGGCGAUGGCCAUGCGAAUUGGGGUGGAAUGUGAAUGCUACGUUUACAUGA